CGCACAGAGCGUAGUGUUGAAACAUGCCGGCAGCGGCAACUAAGUAUGUGCGUAGUCCUUACAGCUGAUGAGAGUCUUCUUCACUGUCGAGAGAAAAAUGUGAGAUGCAGCUAUGAACAAAAGCCAGGCUGUGUGUAAUUACCUCGCGUGGCGCAGUAGUUUCUGCGGAGAAUAAUGAGCGCGUACUGUAGAGUAUUUAGCGGAGUAGUAGACUCCGUGGCAACACGACCACGCGCACCGCACGACAUAUACAUCAUCAACUCUAACUUCAGUGGUAAUUGCGUCUGUACUGUGUCGAGAGCGAGAUGAUCACAGAACUUGAAAGUCCCUCCGGACGCAAGACUACUGUGACAUCUAAAUUCGUUUUUAGAAUUUUUUAUAUAGCAGCUUCAUGAUGAGGAUGAGAUUCAUAUCGACACGCCAACAGUUUAUUGAUUCGACCACGUGCGGCGCUGCGUAGUUCGCUGUUGCCAUCGGUGCAUUUCCAGGCGACCUCUACGCAGGAGUGCCAAGGCGCAGUCGCCUUCAGCUCUGCAUCUCGAGGUGAUAUCGUUUCCUAGUGUGAAGUUGAUUCGACCUAGAGGUCGUUAACGUCUCCAUUGCCGUCGAUUCAUCGCCGACUUGAAGCAGAAGUGUUUCGCUGGGAUUCGAAUCGGACCGUGCGACACCUGCAAGAUCAACUCGAGCAACGAGGCCCGUCGAAGAAAAUGCUAAACGUCGACUUCUUUCUCCGCCGCUUCUUGCACUACUCGGAAGGCGUCCACAGGUCCGCCAGCCCUUCCACUUCUCAUGCAGAGAAGCGACCAGCACCAGAAGGAGGAGCGGGGAGUGGAGCAGUAUAUCCUCCCGCAGCUGCGUCAUUCGACGCCGACAACAUGAUGACGACAACAACGUCUCACGGAGAUAAUACUGCUGUAGGUGUACUAGCGCAUCAGCAAGAUCUCGCCGCCCCGCCGCCGGGAGGAUCAGAUUCCGGCUUCUUCACAGUAACCUUUCGCUCAGGUGGAGCUGCUGCUGCGCACAGCCCCCAGCCAUCCAAACCGUCCAGUAGUCCGCGCAUCUCGCAAGUGGCGCCGCUGGAGCUGCUGGAAGCCCAGCACGCGAUGACAGCGGCAGACGUGCAGUCUACUUCACGUGGUGUGGAUGGAGCUCCAUUAGCAUCUGCCGAAAUAUUAAACUCGAGAAAUCAACAAUCGGAGGGAGAUCAGAUUCCUGGUGGAGCACCAGGCGCAGCAUCUUCUACUGCAAGUACACGCAGGAGCAGCCUAGUGAAGAAGGGCACCGUUGGUUUGGAAGGCUCGUCCGAACAAACCAUGUUUGAAAAGUUCCAGUUUGCCAUGGCGAUCACAUCGGGGUCGUAUUUCAUGGUGGUUGCGAUCGGCACGAAGGACAUUUACUUGCUAGAAUUCGGCGCGGACGCGACCAUUCUCGGCACCUAUUGGAUCGUAUUGAAUUUCUGCGCACCGUUUUUGAACAUUUUGUUCGGGUCCCUGAUUCGCAUCUACGCGGAAAACAAGGCUGCAGGAGUUUCUUCAUCUUCUACAACAACUUCGGGCCGCGGAUUGUCAUCUUCCUCUAACUCUGUGGGUGGUGGGAUGAAUAAAGCGACUUCUUCUACUUCAACAGCCACGAAUGUUGAGAGCGGCCCAGCAGCACUCACGUCCACCAGCGCCGGCACGGCUGUCACAGGAGCCUUGUCUUCAGCUUCGCCAACUAAAAGUGCAACAACAUCAUCGAAGAAUAAAAAGCCGCCCUACUGGGGUCAGUUUGGGGGCUGGCUGUUGCUGGGCUGCAUUCUCGGGUCCUGUUCCAGUUGCGCCAUGUGGCUACCGGGCGUGCGACCCACAGCCUCCUCCGCGGACGACAAUCCACCGUUUUUCACCAUCGAGCUUUGGUUCUUCAUCACGGCGCUGUUCUGCUGGAGUUCGUUUCUCGUGCUGGUCCUGGUGUACGAAUCCUCCCGAGUGUGCCUAUACCCGUUUAAGGAAGAGAGAGUGACGGUGGAGGGGUUCACGAAACUGCUGUUCCUGGCCGUGAUUGUCCUGUUUCUGGGCAUUUACCUGACCUACACAUCGGCGCCCAGUGUGGGGUUACAAGUGUUCGUCGCGGUCUUGUCGUUUGUUCUCGGGAAUUUGUCUCUAGUCGCGCUGAAGAUGGUCCGAAGGGCGAGGCAGCCGGCGAAGAAAGUAACAAGGGAAAAGCGGAAUGAUCUUUGGAAAGAAGAAGGCAGCUGCGACAGGAGUAUAGAUGAUGGAAACAAAGAGAAUAACAAUAAACCGCCAGUACUAGCAUUAGACGUGGUUUCCCAACAGCAACAAAACGUCAGUUCCACACCGGCAGGCGAGUCUCAGGAUUUCACAACAACUCUGGAAGACCACACUGCGGAUCAGGACGAUGAUCGCGGGAAGAAAUCAAAGUCAGACUCCUCUUCUUCUGGACCAGAAGCUGAAAAAAUAAUAGAGCAUGGAGAUGAACUUGAACAUCAACUGCACGCACGGCCACAUAAAAACGUUAUCGUACAACCCACCGCCUCGACAAGUUCGACGACAAGUUUCUCUACUGCGAAGUUGGCGAUUCCGUUUUCCCUGUCUGCGAUUUUCGCGCAGGCGAGGCAAGACCUGCACGACUACUACAUCGCCUUUACCACGUACGACGCGAACUUUUGGAUUUGCCUCACCCGGUUCGCGACCGGUUGUUGGGAGGGCAGUCUGGCCGCGUGUGGGUUUUUCUACAUAACCUACGUGUGCGAACUGUCCCGCGCGGACCGGUUGGAGUGGGCGGGAUACAUAGCGGUCUCGACGUCGCUUGUGGAAUUGGUGUUGAUUCCGUUUUAUGAAUUGCAAAAGUAUCGUACUCGCACUAAUUGCAAACAUGCAUGACAAAAAAUCCUGUUUCUUAGCCAAAUCAACAUCACAAGCUCUAUUUUUCCUUCUGAAAAAAUUUCUAUUGCGAUUUGUACUGGUGCGAUGGUUUUGGAAUGCAUACGUUUUGGGUGAGAUUCUUCUCCGACGUGAAAAAAAGGAACGAACAAGUGCACACCAUGCAGAAGAUGAUCAGUGCAAUGCGAGGACUGGACGCGGUCUUUAUGAUGUUCUUCACGCUACUUGGUGGCUUCGUGUUGACCUCAACAUCUUCAAGCGGGUCAUCUUCCAACAGCUCUACUGCGGCCUCACCGGCCGCGUUCCUCUUCAUGGCGGUUGUCAGCAGGAUCUUGUUUUCGCCGUUCACCUACUGGAGGAUAUCGGCGCAGUGUAUCCACAGAAAUAAAGAACCGAUCCCGAUCCAUAUUUUGGCAUGCAUUUUGGCAUGGCAAACACUGAACUUGAUCCAUGUUUUGCAUGACAAAGUGGAAGGUUUUUGAUGUGGUGCAGCCGGGUACUAUGCAUGACAAAUUGGAUAGGGAUCAUGGGUUUUUUUCUAGGGACACAGUGCUGGUGCAUCGACGAACAUUCGCACAAAACCGGGAAGCGGGAGGAGGCUCUGUAGAGUUUUUUUUGGACGACGAGUACAGCAUGAGAGAUUUCAUUUUCGCAGCUGAUCCACUACUACAUUAGCAUGGCAAAUUCAACAUUAGUUUUAGUGCGUUCAUUUUACACUCGCAGCUGAAAAACAAAAAUUCUAAAUCCAGGUUUUACGCCCUGCACGCUUUUUGGUACGAAGUCGGGCGAGGUCUGAUAGGCUCCAUUUCUUUCUGGGGUAUGGGCUUCAUUGGCGGUUUGAAAACCCGAGACUGCUUGAAGGCUUGCACCGACGACGAUCUUGUCGCAGGACAAGUGGACGAAACGACGUGCCUGGACCAGUGCUACGACCUGAAUCUGAAGGAGCAACCGGAGUCGCUGAAGGUUAUGGAUGUGUCAGGAUCGAAAUCGUCAAAGUUGAAAUAGUUUGUCAUGCAGAAAGAGCAACGCAAAAAUUGUCUCUAUUGCAGAGGACGCAAGGGAGGCAGACUGUGACUGUAAGCCUGUUGCGGGGUAGAAGUUGAGCUGCUAAAGUAGUAUUACAAAAGGCGUCUUCCCUUACCCAAACAGCAUUACAAACUGACUUCAUGUCUACUGCGCCACUUGAAAACUAGGCGCCAACUGGUAUCCGUUUUGUGCAUCACAAAUUUCAACAAUCAACAUCAACUCUGACGAUUUCGAUCCUGACACUCCCAUAAAGGUGUACCUGAAAUUAAUGUACUUGGUCAUCUGCCCGCUCUUCGAGUUGCUCGCGAGUUACUGCAUUUGGAAGUUCCCGUAUGAGAGUGCACAACUCCCCCUCCCCCUCAUUCGUCAUGCAAAAUUCCAAAUCCACCCUUUGCCUGUUAGCGCUGCUUGCAUGAGAGAUUCCGGAAGUAGCCAAAACAGCACUACAAUCCCCUGGGAAUUUGUCAUGCAAAAGCUGCAUCUUUGCCAGCCGUUGUGAUGCUGUUCAUGCAACACAUAUGAGGGGGAGGGGGAGUUGUGCACUUUCAUAUCCCGAUUACCGGGGAGAGAUUGCUGCAACUGUACGAAAACCAAGGCAACCACUUUGUCAAGGUCGAUCUGCUAUGUUGAUUGCAAAAGUACUAAAGCGUACUGUGUGUACAAAUUGCAAUACAAAUUGGUUACAUGUUGAGCUUGUAAUGCGGAUUUACCUUAACAGUAACAAGAACAACUUGUAAUGCAUGAGCAUGAUUGGGAUAGGGAUUACGAGUGCGAUAGUAUUUGCAAUGCAUAUGUGAACGCGGAAUUGGAUUCGACUAGCUCGGAAAGGUGUAGUAUUUCGAAUGGAGUAGAAGGUCUUGCCCCUGCUGGUGCAGCUACCGAUGCUAAUGCAAAUACUGUUUCUACAACUGCGCAGAAAGAGGAAGUCGACGAAGUGGCGGUGGCAAGUUAAUAAGUAGAGCCGGACGCGGACACGUGCAAAAAUCAACACAGUCGACAGUCCCCUGGGGCUGCUGAUGUCAGCCUGAGAGGUAGAAGAAGGCGAUGAGGAUAAUUUGUGCUUGUCUGCUAUAUGUAAAGCUCCAUUGGCGUAGUUUCGUCGACGGAAAAAUUAGUCUCGUGCGUUCGACGUUCAUCUUGCGCCUCGACGUUUUAUUUGUCCUCACGAUGAAAAUUAUGGUUGCGAGGAUGAGGUCAUCUUUCUGCGCUCGUGCAAGUAGCACCCAAGAACAUCGAGAUUCUUCUACUUUGAAUCACGAGCUGCAACACGAAAGUCAAAUGUCGUGAAUGAAACCCAAGAAAGAGGGACGGGAUGAAAAGUAAAAGUUGACUGUUUAUACUGGCCAAGAAGGAAAACGAGAAGGACACCGCUCACGGGCAAGUCCGUAAGGUAAAAUAGUGAAGUAGAUCUAGAUACUUCUGCUGAGAUAUUAGAGCUUCAACUUUCCAUUGCCAUGAUUGGAAGAGCUGAAUUUGAUUUUGGACUGUUUCGAACAUUAUAGAAAGUGUUUUAGUCGAAGUAUCAAGUGCUUUUGCCUUAGUAUGGUCUUAUUGUCGCGGUCUCCAGUAGUAAUACUAGGAAAUCGGUACUACUCUUACUAUUUUUCACCCGCGUGCUAUUUUUUGCGGCUCUGGCACUUGGCAGUACGUAGGUCACUACUGCACGACGCUGAUCCCGCAGCAGCGAGUCGGCUUACAAGUUUUUCUAGUACACAUGCUGAGUUAUGAAAAGUAUUGUGCUUGAUAAGUACUCUUUCAGUUUGGUUCACUGAUAAAUUUCCAUCAUGAUGAUUUCACAUUUGUUUGCAGGACGACUCACUUGUUUGCAGGGCUGUGCAUCGCCAAACAAGAUAGAGAUAAAAGUCAAAGUUUUUCAAAGCAAGCAGCAGG
Messenger RNA from Amoebophrya sp. A120, 5795 nucleotides. NCBI's taxonomy places the organism in Eukaryota, Dinophyceae, Syndiniales, Amoebophryaceae. The record is from the annotation of a GenBank genome assembly.